This is a messenger RNA of Funneliformis mosseae, 352 nucleotides long. NCBI's taxonomy places the organism in Eukaryota, Fungi, Glomeromycota, Glomeromycetes, Glomerales, Glomeraceae. The record is from the annotation of a GenBank genome assembly.
UCAAAAAGUUAUCAUCUGCCUUUGAUCAUUCAAAUUCUAUAAUGCACCAUUUGUUUGAAAAUGCAUUAGAAAUUAAUGAAAAAGGUAUUAAAAAUAUUCUUUCUUUUUAUGAGUCUGGUAAAUCAUACUUUCAACAAAUUCUUAUGCAAGAUAUAUACAAAACUGAAUCUCAGAUAUUACUUUCUGAUACUAGUCAUCUAAGAAAGAUAUGUCAUAUUACUACAAAUGCAGAAAAAGCUAUACUUGACCAAUUAUUUGAAUUUGAAGAAAAACCACCUGAAACUGCAAUAUUAAAAGUAUUAUUAGAGCUUCAAGCUAUCUUUUCAGAUUGGAUGGCUAAAAGAGUCAAACA